UCAAGCUUCAGUCCCACCAAGAAAAAAAAAAUGUUGCUGGCUUGAUUUCCAAAAUGGUUAUGUAGUUCCAUAAAGCUAAUAUGAUAUAUUUCUAAAAGCAAAAGAGAAAGUAGAUGGUUUGGGUGUCUUAUUUUGUUUAGUUCUGUUUUCUUGUAGUAAAAUUACUGGGGGAAUGGAAAAAGACAAGCAUGUUAACAAAAAUGACACGUGCUGUGGUGUUAGGAAUAUUUCGUCAUUAUGUAUUUGAGAAGGUACAAUGACUGCAUCUGUCUGUUUGAGUAGAGGACAAGGAACCUCACCAGUGGCCAUGCAGAAAGCCCAGCAGGUGUCUCAAGGUCUGGAUGUGCUUACAGCGAAGGUGGAAAAUGCAGCUCGCAAGCUGGAAGCAAUGACAAACUCCAAGCAGAGCAUUGCGAAGAAGAUCGAUGCUGCUCAGAAUUGGCUUGCAGAUCCGAAUGGUGGACCUGAAGGAGAAGAACAGAUUCGAGGAGCUUUGGCUGAAGCUCGGAAAAUAGCAGAAUUGUGUGAUGAUCCGAAAGAGAGAGAUGACAUUCUGCGUUCCUUGGGAGAAAUAUCUGCUCUGACUUCUAAAUUAGCAGAUUUACGAAGACAGUAUGUAUUUAAUCUUUUUCUUUCUCCUUUUCCCACCUUCUCUCUUCCCUCUUUUCUGUGACCCCAGGAAUAUAUAGAGUUUAAUCUCCAUAGGUUAAAUGCAUGUGGCAUGCUCCUCUAUUCUUAUUCUUUGUGUCAGAUAAUACCUUGAUUGUUUGAGGCUGAGUAAUUUAUUGCUGACUGGGGUCGUGGCUCAAGUGGAAGAAUGCCUGCCCAGCAAGCACAAAAUCCUGAGUUCAAACCCCAGUAUUGUCAAAAAAAUAAAUAAAUAAAUAAAAUCCAGGUAAUAAUUUAUU
This is a messenger RNA of Castor canadensis (American beaver), 908 nucleotides long. The record is from RefSeq and is a predicted model, not a curated record. Lineage: Eukaryota; Metazoa; Chordata; Mammalia; Rodentia; Castoridae.